Molecule: messenger RNA, 3530 nt
Organism: Phasianus colchicus (ring-necked pheasant)
Lineage: Eukaryota; Metazoa; Chordata; Aves; Galliformes; Phasianidae
Gene: DRC10
Product: dynein regulatory complex subunit 10
Molecular function (GO): protein binding
Source: RefSeq, a predicted model, not a curated record
GGGGGGCGUGGGGCCAUGGAGGAGCUGGGUGGUGUGCGGCCCCGUGUCACCUUCUUCCCACCACCCGAGAGCAGGGAGCCCACCAGGGCCUGCUGUGUGGACUUUGACAUCAGGCUGGGUGACCAUGAGCUCCGCAGCUCCCUGUCCCGAUCAUCUGGCCGCUCCAGCCACCAUACCCUGCUGCUCCUGGAGAAGAAGAUCAAUGUUUAAAGUGAUAUUUAUGGAUUUUGGAGCUUCUUUGGAGCUUUGAGGUCACCUUUGUGGCAGGGAGGGAUCUGGCAGGAUGUCUUCCUUCAUAGAGACAAGCACUUUCUUAAAGGUAAAGCACUUGGAAGAGGCCAAAAAGAAGAUUGAACAUUACCACCAACAGCUGCAGCAGCAAUUUGUGAAAGAGCAGGAGAGAAAAACAGCACGGUGGAAGAAGGCAUCAGAAAGAGAGGAUCCAAAACACGUGUCAUGGCUGCUUGGAUCAGAGAGUCAAAGGGUGCAGACAAACCCCUCACUGGAAAAAGAAGAAAGGGAUAUUCAGAGUAAAGGUAGAAUCCCCAAAGCAGGAUGGAGGUCAGCUUGUGGACAAACCACAGCACUGAAGCAUCAGGACAGCGCACCUGGACAUAAUAAAUUUCUUCUUUCAUGCUGGCACUGGGGACAGGCUGGUGUCUGCCUACAUCGAUUGGCUGGAGAGGCUCUAUAAAGAAAGAAGCGUGGUGAAAAAUAUGGAAAUGCCAAUAAUGCAGCAGAGUUUUGGAGGAGCCUGGAGGCUGUUAGACUGGGGUGGCCUCUGCUGGCUGCCCCUGGGUCUUCCUUGUUGGAAACCACUGGGAGAAAUGGGCAAGUUUAGUGCGUGUGGGCUUCUGAGAUUGGUCCAGACACCUGCGUGAUCAAAUCGUGCCGGCGCUGCACCCUUGGCACGUUGGGUCUGGGCGCUGGCUGAUCCCCAGACCUGGUCGUGCAGGGGCUGCUGGCAAGGCUUCGUGCUCUGAUCUCAGCGCCCUGACAGUUCUGCUGCCUGCAGAGGGUGCUGGUGGCUGAGACUGGAGCCGAGGGCAGGAUAAAUCCCAACAGCAGCCAGCGCUGCCACCCAGCCCAGGUCCCGGCUGCCACCUGUAGCAGCAGGCAGGCAGAGAUGUGCACGAUGCCUUCCCUCGCCCAAGAGGCUGCAGGGCCAGCAGGUGCAGCACUGCUCAGACCAGCUGCUCUGCCCAAAGCGCCACGUGGGCAGCAGCGGGUGUGGGCAGGCUGACAGCUGGGAGCCACUUGGUUCAUGGAAUCGUAGGCCGGAAAAGACCGCUAAGAUCACGUAGUCCGACUGCUGACCGAGCCCCGCCACGUCCCUCAGUGCCACAUCUCCGUGCUUCUGGAAACCCGCCGCGAACAGCGACUUCAGCCAUUGCGCCUGAACCCACCCGCUGCCACCGCCCCCAAAAUGGCCGCCCGGCUACGUCACGGCCUCUCCUCGCUUUUCAUUGGAUAAUAGCACUGCCCGUCAAGCGAGCGAAGACGCUGAGUGGUUUCAAGGUGUCGGGAAAGAGCCCGCCCCGCCCACGGGUUGCCUAGCGACCGGGGGACGCCGGCGGCAGCGCGGUCCGGUCGGCAGCGAGCGAAGCGUGAGGGAGCGCGGCUCCGUACCGCCCUUCUGUCGGCCGCACAGACUGCGAGCCUCCUCUCACAGCCUUCCGAGGGUUGCAGAGCUGCAGUCUGAUCUCUGCCUCAGCUGCUGCUUAGGAGCUGGGAGCUCUCACCGCACCGGCUUGAAAGCCAGGAGCCCCUUGCUGCCGUCCCGCCGCUGUGCUCACGGCCGUGGCUGCUUACAGCCUCCUGGGGCAGCGGUCAGCCCUGCUGGCAGCGCCGUGCCUUCGUGGCCGUACACCGAGGGCCUGUGUAGGAGAUGCUGUGUCUCUUCUAGACCUGAAAACAAUGAAGUCCCCGCGUGUUUAAUGGGAGCUGUGUUCCAGUGCUCCGAGUAUCAGCGCAGGACGCAAAGGAAAGAAACAAAUCCCUGGCAAUGGGCACAGGGGCUGCAGAGAAGGCAAUGAUGGCAGCAGACGCCGUGAAGGUGUCAGAUCUGCGGUGGUUGAAACCUAAUAGCAUUGAGACAGAAAGAAUCCUAUCCGUCUUGGAUGAGACGAUUGCCAAGCUGGAGCUGAGCUCCCUGAUCCCACGUAUUAUCAGCUCUCUGGACAGGUUUGCUGAUCUGCUGGGACCUGAGAUCACAGCCAACCUGGUGGAGUACCAGAAGCUUUCAAAGCAAAUGGAGCAGCUGCUCGUUGCUGCUGAAGAAGAGGACGCUGCAAAUCAAAGGGGCUCUCUCCACUUGCUGGGACAACAUCUGAAAUGUUCUGUUAGAAAUAUCUUGAGACUCCUGUUGGCCACCCCUUCACUUUGUAAGGCUCUGAAAUAUGAAGUUUGGGCAAGAGAGCCAGCAAGAGAGCCAGCAACUGAAGCAUUUAUCAAAGCCUUUGGGGAGUUCAGGAAUUUCAUGCUUGAGCGACUCCUUACUAGUCCUACAAAAGAGGAAGAAACGGUUCGGCUCAUGGAAAACAUCUCCCUCCGGAUCAACAAAAACACUGAAACAAUCACAGCUUUGCAGGCAGAACUGGCAGCAGCAAUCAGGACCCGAGAUGAGGAGAUUCAGAACAAAGACAAUAUGAUCAAAGAUCUCAAAAACAGCAUGGAAGUUCUAGAUGAAUGCUCCAAGAACAACAUCCUGCAGGUCAAGCAGGAAGGUGAAAAACAGCAAAAAGAAGAGCUGCGAGCUUCCCAGGCCAGGUGUGCCAGGCUACAGCAGGACAUUCAGCAGCUAGAAGAACAGCUCAAUAAGCAGGUGCUGGAGCAUCGAGCAUCAGAGUUGGCUCUCAGAAAGAGAAAAUGCAGAGUGGAGACGGAAAUUCUGAACUGGGUCCAGGCAUAUGACACAGACAUGGCAGAAAAACAGGCUGAGUUUGAGGAGGUUCAUGCUGCCUACACCAAGGAGAAGGCCGAGCUGUCCCUGCUGAUGGAGAAACAUGCUGUGCUUCUCCAGGAGUAUUCCCAGAUUGAGGAGGAGCGCAGGAUAAAUGAGGAGAAGAAGAAGCAGGCUUUGGAGAAAUUGGCUGUCAUGACCCGCGCUGCCACCCGCAUCCAGGCCUUCUGGAGAGGCUACUUGAUCCGGUCUAUCUUCAAGCCAAAAAAGAAGAAGAAGAAGGGCAAGGGCAAGGGCAAAGACAAGAAGGAAAAGAAAUAAUCACAACAUCUAUUUUCUCUCCCGUCAAAGUAGCUGACUUCUUUGAGACAGAGCACUUCCAGAUAAAAGCAUUAGGGUUGAAAUAGCAUUUGCAGUAAGGCCCAAACAGUCCAGGGCUGGAGCUGCCUCACAUAGUAUAACAAAGUAUUGGCAUGAAGACACGUUUCACUGUUUUAGGUUUAGCUUUGCUAGCUCUAAAAGAUGGAGGAGGUCUUCUGGUGAAGGGACUGGGCUAGGUGUAUCAAACACUGGGUUCUCUCCAAUUCUGUUGUUACUGAAGGUGGGAAUAAAAUCAUUCCUAAAGGUA